GCUGGGCCCGAGGUGAUGUGAUGGGGUGCCGGAACAGCAAGGUCCUCCCUGAGCCUCCAGGGGACGUUCAGUUGGACCUGGUCAAGAAGGUGGAUCCUCCCUCACCUCCUCAGACAGAUAUCUACAGGCACUUCAUACGAGGAGAUGGCUCCGGGAGCAAGACCAAAGGAACGGCUGGAGACCAGCCGGACUUCAUCUCCUCGAAUCAAGCCCAGGCACAAGCAGCCAGUCCCACCGCUUCAUCCCAGACCCUCAAGGACCCGUCCAAACUCUCGGACCCUGAGCGGAGGAAGGUGGCAAAGUAUCGAGCCAAGUUCGACCCUCGGGUCCGAGCGAAGUACGAGAUCAAAGCCCUGAUCGGUCGCGGGAGCUUCAGCCGCGUUGUUCGCGUGGAGCACAAGAGCACGCGGCAGCCGUACGCCAUCAAGAUGAUCGAGACCCGUUACCGCGCGGGGAGGGAAGUGUGUAAGUCCGAACUGUGCGUCCUGCGCCGAGUCCGUCACACCAAUAUAAUCCAGCUGAUGGAGGUGUUUGAGACGGCGCAGCGCGUCUACAUGGUGAUGGAGCUGGCCACCGGAGGGGAGCUGUUUGACCGGAUCAUCGCCCGCGGCUCCUUCACGGAGCGGGACGCCACGCGGGUGCUGCACAUGGUCCUGGACGGCGUCAAGUAUCUGCAUGCCUUGGGGAUCACGCAUCGAGACCUGAAGCCGGAGAACCUGCUGUACUACCACCCCGGACCCGACUCCAAGAUCAUCAUCACUGACUUCGGUUUGGCCAGCAGCAGGAAGAAAGGCGACGAGUGUCUGAUGAAGACCACCUGCGGCACGCCGGAGUACAUCGCCCCCGAGAUCCUGGUGAGGAAGCCCUACACCAACGCUGUGGACAUGUGGGCUCUGGGGGUGAUAUCGUACAUCCUGCUGAGCGGAACCAUGCCGUUCGAGGACGACAACCGCAUGAGGCUGUACCGGCAGAUCCUGACGGGGAAGUACAGCUUCUCUGGAGAGCCGUGGCCCAGCGUGUCCAACCUGGCCAAAGACUUUGUGGAGCGCGUCCUGAUGGUGGACCCCAGCGAGCGGCUGACGGCCGGCCAGGCCCUCAAACACCCCUGGAUCGUCAGCAUGGCAGGUUCCUCCCAGAACAAGAACCUGCAGCGCUGCAUAUCCCAGAACCUCCUGAAGCGCGCCUCCUCGCGCUGCCACAGCACCAAGUCGGCCCAGUCCACGCGCUCCAGCCGCUCCACCAAAUCCAACAAGUCCAACAAAUCUAACUGGUCCCGCCGGGUCCGAGAGAAGGAGCUGCGGGAGCUGAACCGCCGCUAUGAGCAGCAGUACAACGACUGAAACUCUGCGGCUGUCCUGAAGACCAAAACGUUCUGCUUUAAAAAGACUUGGAUAAACCCAUGCUGCCUCUGAGACCAGAACCGACCAGUGAACUGUUUCU
Molecule: messenger RNA, 1440 nt
Organism: Nematolebias whitei (Rio pearlfish)
Lineage: Eukaryota; Metazoa; Chordata; Actinopteri; Cyprinodontiformes; Rivulidae
Gene: pskh1
Product: protein serine kinase H1
Exons: 3
Coding region: 21-1340 (439 amino acids)
Biological process (GO): protein phosphorylation
Molecular function (GO): ATP binding; protein kinase activity
Source: RefSeq, a predicted model, not a curated record